AUGGCCAAGUCAAAGGCAAAGAAAGACCCGCAGAAGGGGGCACACAGUCACUUGCGAGCACGGCUGGAUUAUCUUCAUAAAGCCGCUGCAUAUCUUCAGACCGCAAUUGCGACCCCCAGCAAUGAGAGCCUUCAUCGGAAUGCCAUCCAGACCAAACCUCCCGUGUUGGACUCCGGCCUUCUAGAGACAGCGUCUAUUAUGAAUCAAGAUAUCGCAGUGAACGUGAACAAGAAAGCGACCGAGGCCUCUAUACCGCGACAAUAUCUCUCUCACAUGCGCGGUGUGUCUUUGAAGUCACAGCUUCGUUUACCAUUAGACGUGAAAAGGUCAUUCUGCAAACGUUGCGAUCUACUUCUUGUACGAGGAAUUAAUUGUGUGCAUGAGCUGAGAAACGCAAGCAAGGGAGGCAAGAAGCCCUGGGCCGAUGUGUUGGUUGUUCGUUGCAAUGCAUGUCAGACCGAGAAGCGAUUCCCUCAGACGUCAAACCGUAAUAGGAAACUCACGGACCGCCGAAAAGAGACAGAACAGAAGGGAGACUGA
Monascus purpureus is the source of this 540-nucleotide messenger RNA. NCBI's taxonomy places the organism in Eukaryota, Fungi, Ascomycota, Eurotiomycetes, Eurotiales, Aspergillaceae. The record is from the annotation of a GenBank genome assembly.